This is a messenger RNA of Effrenium voratum, 801 nucleotides long. Lineage: Eukaryota; Dinophyceae; Suessiales; Symbiodiniaceae. The record is from the annotation of a GenBank genome assembly.
AUGGUGUUUCUGCUCUACGACUUGUGCGUCACACCCGUGGCCAUCGCCUGGGACUUCCCCAUGAAGGGCUGGCUUCUGUAUUGCACGACCUUUGUCGCAACCUUCUGGACCGUGGACAUAGUGGUCACAAUGCGGACAGGCUUUUACCAACAAGGGACUCUCGUGGUGAAGCCUGGGCUCAUCUUGAAGCGGUACUUUCGCACCACCAUGCUGCCGGACUUGCUCAUCGUCCUGGUUGACUGGCUUACGGUGUUUGCCAACGCCAUCUUCCCAGAGGAGCAGUCUGACAAUCCGGAGUUGAUUGGUGCAAAGCUGGUGCGCUUCUCCAAAGCUACCCGGGUUGUUCGCAUCAUAAGCGUCACUCGGGUGGUCCGCAUCCUGGAGUACCUGGAGCAUAUUGGCGAUCGACUUCAUGGCGGGUCUUCCUUGAAGUAUGUGGGUGACAUGGCGCGAUUGAUCGUUAUCAUUAUUUGGAUCAACCACGUGAUGAGCUGCACGUGGUUCUACGUCGGCCGCGUCACAGAGGGAGACACAGGUACUAGCUGGCUCAUGGACCCUAUCAGGGAUGAGAACAGCCCCCUGUACUCGGAAGCUUUGCCGCUUUUCCAGUACACCACAGCCUUUCACUGGGCAAUCACGCAGAUGACGCCAGGGUCAAUGCAGGCAAGGUUGGCACUCGCCAUCACGGAAGGGGGUUCCAUGCGCGUUGUUCAAGCACUCUCUUCAAGGCAAUGUGUUGCUUUGCGCCUUUCCUGGAAGGUGUUCCCGCGGAACUCGUCUGGGGCUCAGCCCGGACAGUGA